Neurospora hispaniola is the source of this 1410-nucleotide messenger RNA. RefSeq lists its product as uncharacterized. NCBI's taxonomy places the organism in Eukaryota, Fungi, Ascomycota, Sordariomycetes, Sordariales, Sordariaceae. The transcript is spliced from 2 exons. Bases 454 to 1017 code for a protein of 187 amino acids. The record is from RefSeq and is a predicted model, not a curated record.
GGACGGAAUGGAAGAGGGAAGAUGCACAUCUGACUGAUAGAUUGACGGAUUUGCACAGUUUUCCUACCAUGGUUCCAUGUCAGCGUGGCUGGAAGUACAUUGCGAAAUCAACAAUGGGACCAACCAAAUACGAGGGGCAUUGAAGCAGGGGCAAAGAUUGCCGAGUCCCUCCCUACUCCGUAUGUCGUACCCCAUGGGGGAGAGAUAGUUCCGAUGGCUUGGGCAGGGACCUGGAGGGAGUCAGAUAUUCCCCUUAUUUGUACGACGAUGUCUGCGCGGCCCUCCCUAGGUAGCUCCCGAGACCGAGGAAUGAGGAUACAUCUAUCGAGCAAAGUAUAAGUGGAGCUCCUCCCUCGACUCUCACCUGCUGUUCUCUCAUCCCGCUUCACCAGUCCAACAUUCCUCAGUCUAAUCUGUCACCACCAGCAACAAUCGUGUCACCAAACCACAAAGAUGCAUCUCCUCCCAUCUCUCACCGUCCUCGCUACCGCCUUCACAGCCCUAACCUCCGCCGUCGCCCUCUCUCAGUCCGAAUCCAGAGCUGUGGUUGAAUCCCGCACCUACGGUGGGGACAAGUGCCUCUGCGAAGAUGAUGCCAACCUCCUCCGGGACGCCUACGUACGCAUGAUCAGCGCCUGGAACCCGGUUGAUGCCAAGUACCUCACGGACGACUUUAGAGACACAAGCGGUAGCAUCAACAUUUUGAUUGGGAAACCAUUGGACGGAUCGGUGCCUACGUUUGCGAACAAGCAGGAGUUUGUCGAUCAUAUGACUGUGAUGCCCGACAACCUCCCCCUCCAAGUGACCUUCUCCACCUUCAACUGCAAGUACAUCACGCUCAUCUGGACCGCCACGUUUGGCGUCGCCCAAAAGGCCGUGCGCGGCAUCGCCGUCGUGGGAACCGUGUACGACAAGAAGAAGAAGAUGUGGCUGAUUAAUAGCCUGGAUGUUGAGUGGAACUCGAUGGCUUACCUUUUGGAUAUCGGGGGCAGCUAUCAGGUGCCUGGACAGCCAUAGAUUGCUUUCCUGGUUCCUAGAGGCGGGGGGCUUGGUUGGAGCGAUGGUUGGGAGUGAAGACCUUGGGAAGACGAGGGAAAGGAAUGGUGCUGCGGUAACGCGGUGGUGGAAGCAUGGACGAGAAUGGGGUGGAAUGUAAAUAUUUCGUGGUGAUUGGGUAACUCGCGAACCGAAGCGCAAAGGGGUCAAGGGGGAUCUCGGGUGCCGAGCCGGGAACAGACAUUCCAUACAAGGUUGGCGGCAUCGGUUUGUAUGCAAGGGACUGGACCCGGUGCAGCAUGUGUCACGCGUGGUGCCUGGCUUCCAUGUUUUCGUGUUCUUGCACGGUUGUAUUUGCUGUUUGUCGUCGGAUGAUGAUAGUUCAGUUGAUGGAUAUAAUGAGAUGGAUCUGCU